AUGGCAUCCGGCCCUUCAAUCGCCACGGUGUACGUUCGCAAUCUCGAGGAACGAGUCAAGAUUGAUGUCUUGAAGGAAUCGCUCCUUCAGAUUUUCUCCGAGUACGGAAAUGUACUCGAGAUUAUUGCCAAAACCAAUUUGAAGUCAAAGGGUCAGGCGUUCAUCGUGUUCGACGACGCGGAUUCAGCACAGAACGCCAUUGACGAAGUCCAGGGCUUCGAGCUGUUCGACAAGCAAUGCAAGUUGCGUUGGCUAAGACUAGGAGCGAUGCGACAGUGA
Messenger RNA from Verticillium alfalfae VaMs.102, 279 nucleotides. RefSeq names its product U1 small nuclear ribonucleoprotein A. The transcript is spliced from 2 exons. The record is from RefSeq and is a predicted model, not a curated record. Gene Ontology annotation, molecular function: RNA binding. Lineage: Eukaryota; Fungi; Ascomycota; Sordariomycetes; Glomerellales; Plectosphaerellaceae. The coding region runs from base 1 to 279 and encodes 92 amino acids.